Racocetra persica is the source of this 143-nucleotide messenger RNA. The record is from the annotation of a GenBank genome assembly. Lineage: Eukaryota; Fungi; Glomeromycota; Glomeromycetes; Diversisporales; Gigasporaceae.
AUGCCGCUUAGUGAAAUCGGGUGUAAUUAUUUAGAAUUGGCAGAAUUUAGAGCAAAAAGGCAUCAGCAAUUGGAAUCUAAGUCAAAUGCAAGUCAGGAAUUCCUCAACAACAAUGAUGAUGAGUGCGAAAAAAGAGCAAAUGA